Molecule: messenger RNA, 5212 nt
Organism: Pocillopora meandrina
Lineage: Eukaryota; Metazoa; Cnidaria; Anthozoa; Scleractinia; Pocilloporidae
Source: the annotation of a GenBank genome assembly
GGAGUGUGUCUGUAUGUCGUUUCGUACAAGUAUUCUAACUGUCAGGUAUGUUCUUGCUUUCCUUUCUUUGUACCUUGUAACAUUUUUGGCGAUUGCCAACCUUGAUGAAGUAUUUUAUAACCCAACUAUCAGAUACAAAUGUUGGAAUAUUGUUUAAGGUGGAGAACUGUUGCAUAAACCCAAAGCAACUUAAGUACUUUGCCGAAUAUUACACAGCACGUACGUUGUGCACUCACGGAUUCCAAUAAGAUUGUUUUGAACUACUUCUGUUCCCUUAAGACCAGCCACAGUGGUAGAAGGAUAAAACUAAAAGCUUUCAAGCGGAUUUGCCCGAGGUUUUGGGGUAGAGCCAGAAUUUAAAGUUGUAUUUGUGCCUGCGUGGGUAGCAGGCUUGUUACAUAGUUACCGAGUGGAAACAAUAUUUGAUGGCAGGGCUGCGCGGAGCAUCGGGAAGAUACAACUCGAUCUAAUCAUCAUCAAGGACCUUACGGAAGCCGCCAAAUGGAAGAGAAUAUGUCUUUUUCUUUUUUUUUUUCUUUAGCUGUUAAAAGAUUGUGUCACUUCAAAAGUUAAUCAAACUGUCAUUGAAAAUUACUGAUUCAAUUUACGCUAGACCUGAAGCUGAUCUGAUCUGAGUUGGUUGCGUUCGGAAAGUAUAAACAGUAGAAUGCAAAUUGAUAGGACAAAAAAAAAAUGCAAAAAAUUGAAAUACGAUGGCGAUAGCAAGAGUAAAGAGAUUAUAAACAAUUAAUAUUCUCUUGCAAGGGGGUUACAGUGGGGUGAUAGCUUUCCGGCUAACGAUUAAAAUUUUGGCCAUUUUACGGCUAAAAACACAAAAUGACACAUUGUAGAAAAGAAAAUUUGUUCCGUUAACUUUUUUACGACUAAUGGUUAAAAUCUGUAAAUUUUUUGAACGUUUGACGGCUGACGGUCAGACUCUCUUAGUAGUAGAAUUUCUCAUUUUCUGUUAAAAUAAACGAGAAAAUUUUAUCACGAAAACAAGAGAAAAAAGCACAAGAAAAAUAGGGAAAAAAAGAACUAGAAUUAAAGACUGUAAAAGCAAAGAAAAAAAAGGGAAAAAAAAAAGAAAUUGCAAAAGACAUGACAUAAUCUUGUAUUCUUAAAAGUCUGUGUUUUUUAACGUUUUUUCUUUUGAAAAUAUCUCAACGGCGACAAAGUACAUUUAUGGCAGAUAUUACGAGAGGUUUCAUUCAAGAACUGCAAAAUGAUCCUUUAUCAUUUUUUCUUUUCCCGCAGAAAGAUAAAACAUAUUAUUACCUUUAAACUUGUUUGCAAUUUAAUUUGUAUUUUGUUUACCGAAAAUCCAUACUGCCGAAGGGUAUCAGAAGUAAAAUCAACGGAAGUUUCCGUUUAGGAAAAAUUUACAUCUCAAAGGAUGCCUCAAAUUGACAAGUUAAAUACCGAUUAACAGAUAAAUAGAAUUGAAGGUCUUUCUAAGGAUGUCGAUGCUCUCUAAUGCGAUCAGUGUUUUGGCUGACAUAAAAUGUAAGACAAUUAAUAGGCUUCACUAAUUCUCUAAAGUUUUCUUAGUCUUUGUAUAACUGAAAACGACAACCUAUUUAUCAAAGGUAAGCAACAUUUGAAACUCCGGAUACGGAAGCAAUUUCUAAAGGUUUAAAACGUUUUGAAAUAUAAUAUUUUACAUUAAAGGCUUUAUCAUGCCGUUUUUAGUUUUGCUUCUAUAUUUCUAGGCCAUUUUUUUGGAGAUAUUUUUCGCGUUAACUUUAUGCUUAUGAUCAAUGCGUCCAUCAGUUUGAAGCUUCAACACCCCUUGCUCAACACCUGAGCAACCCUUCGGGCAUUUGAGCUUUUGAAGAUUGGUUCGUUCAAAUUCCUGCCAUCCCCUUGGCCAAAUUGAGUUCAGAUGCUCACCCAAGAGCCGGAUUUGACUGUCAAUUUUUCAUACAGGGCAAAAUCAGCGACCGUGACUUUCUUCACAUUGACCAAGCUUUAAAACCCAGACCUUGUAGACCUUUCUUUCUGAGCCAGCUCAAGAAAGUGAACUCUUCACCUUAAAAAACCUCCACAUUAAAAGAAAAAACACGUGGGUGCGGCUGGGAAUACUUGACACCUCCCCACCACACCCUGCCAAGGUUCAAACUCACCAACCUCCGACGUAGACGACAGUCAAAUGCCCGUUGGUUGCCCGGGGAAGGGAAUGUUGAAGUUUCGAAUUGAUCGGCGCGAGAGAAGUCAGCUUCAAGUCAGACGAACCAAUUCGCUGGAGCAACCCAAAGUACAGUUUCUUUCCCCUGAAGGAGACCAGAGUUCAUCGCAAGUUGAUCAAACUUAGCAUUUCCUAAUCUUCCUUUAAAAGUUGACCGAUUUCUCAUUUUAUUUUUGUGGCGACGCAUGAAGAAGAAAACAUUAAUUUCGUGUUUCGUGAAUCACUCCGACUGAAGUAUGGUAAUUGAACUGAAAACUUCCCUAAGGAAGAUUGCGUGAAACCUUUUCUUAGGUAGCGAGUGUAGGGGGGGGGGGAAUAUAGGUUCAAAAACAUAACGCGUCAUCAAACCUUGCCUUAAGUUUAAUUCAAAUUAAUUCAAAUUAAGAACCACUUUUAAUUCAACCACAAUGAUUUUCAAAAGACAAAGCAAAAUUUUGUGGCGCUUGUCUUAAGGUGCAGAGCUGUUUAGGUAUACUGUGAAAGAAAAAACUCAUUAAGUUAAUUUGAUGGCGCUAUUAAAAACGCAAGUUCCAGAUCAUCUUCUUUUGUCGCUACUUUUUUUUUUUAAAGCGCUUUUUAUGUUCGUUGGCUCCACGCUCGUAAUGCUUAUUUGUAAUUUAAUUUUAACCCUUGCCGCAAAAGUGGCGCCUUGUGAUUUCAAUUUAAAGAUUCAUUUGAACAUCAGGAAAUUAAUGAAAUCCGAACAAAGAAAGAUGUUAAACGGAAGAUAGAUAUGUUUAAAUUUCACACUUUAGCCAGUCUCUCAGGUGAAUAUUUGCUGAUUAUGUAGGCGGCACCUUCCAUCUUUCGACUUUCGAAGUGACUGAUCUUAUCACGCCAGAAAAGUGUUCUACAUCAAAAAGAUCUUUUUUCCUCGUUCGCAAGGAAGCAUAGUAGGGCUGGUUUAAUAUCUCAAAAUACAUCCAGGUUAGUACAUUAUAAAACAGUUUCCUGAACAGUAACAUUAACGAUGUUUUUCGCCACACAAAUGAACGCGUAAUAUCAAUUUAUUAUUCACUUUUUCUUGUUUUUACUUUCCACAAAAAAGGAGGUAUAUUAGGCUAUUUAUCUCACCUUUAGAUCAAGUUUGUUUGCUAUUUUUCCUUAAAUGCCCUAGAAAUAAAAGCAAUACCAUAAACAGCAGUAUUUACGAUGCAACAAUACCUCCAUGUAGUCGCUCUUCUAAGCUUAUACUAAAAAAUAUCAGCUUGCCCUCAGUAACCGCUAUAGCUGUUGGUAUCUCAACAAUAGCCGUAACCAAAGUUGGAUAAUAAUAAUAACAUUUUAUGAAAUAACCUUGGACUAGAAUAAAGUUUUUCUUGCGUGUAAAAAAGGCCGCGGGUUUUUUAUUAGACGUAAAUAUAGAUUUUUGAUUUGCAUACUUUAAUACAUUCGCUUAAUUGAUGUUCGUUUUCCUCAUUUUCAAGGAAUAAUCCUCAAAUGUGUUUUAAAAUUAGAUUCGCCCGUUCUAAGUCUCAUAAGAAUUGAUUUUACUGAUAUUCAUCGCUGAUGAAAUAUCAGACCGUCAUAUAUACCUUUCCGGCAGGAUACGAUCUGUUUAAGGGGAAAAACGAUUAUUCCUCUUGGUUUCAAGAUACGUUUAAGAUAUUCAUGGUGAUAAUUAGACUGUGAGAGAGCCAGUCCGGUUUGUUAUCACUUGUAUGACAACAGACCGAAUUGGACAACACAAAGGUGUGUUAGCAAUUAAUCGUUAUAAUAAAAAGACUCGAAAAAUUCAUCGGUUAACAUAUUUAUGCGUAAAAUCAUAACAAUUAUUGUUUUUUUUUUAACUUCAAGAAUAGGAUCCAAUAGUCUAACUAAGGGCGCGCCUUAGAGAUGCUUUCUGUUCAAGUUCGCUGGCAUGGGUAAAUGGGUAAACUGUGCACAGCCCCAUAAGAAAAAGAAAUCAGGCUGUAGGAUAACCAAUUACAUUCGGAAAUGUUGUAAUCAUUUUUAAAUGGAGUUAUUCGUAAAGAGUCAUUGGUGUAUUUAGCACAAUUCUAGAAAGUAAAUAAAAAUCAUUUUCUAGAGUUUCCUUACUGAAAUUACAAAAGGGCUUCUAUUUUGAAAUCUUAACUGAAAGAGUCAUUUGACGAAACGUGUCCUCAGAAUUUGUCUGAGAGAGUUAUUCAGCUGUCUGUCAAGAAAGGAAAAAAAUACCUGGCAAUUUUUGAUAUGUCUUGUAAAAAUCAAACCUUUUUCUCUCAGAGUGGACUAUAUACAAAUCUUUAAAAAGACAUUUUAAACUUAAUUUUGACAAUUAGAAAUAACACUCACUUAUUUUUCCUCUUUUAUAGAAAUACCGCCAAGAGGUAAUUGCGUUACUUCAAGCAACCCAAUGUCUGACAGAGUCACGCUUUUCGUAUCCACCAACACUAUGCAGACGCGCGCUUUCCGAAGUCACUCAUACAACCCCCCUCCCCCAACACCCUUAUCUCAACGAUCCAGACGAACAUUGAGCCUCCCAGCCCGAGAGAAACCUUUAAUACCACCUAUGAUUUCGGAAAAUCCCGAGUACUUCCAAACGGUUCACGAGCAAUGCCUUAGUGAGGAUCAACCAUGUUCCAGAGAAGCUUGUGACGACGUCGGUAAGUCACAGAAGACGUGCUAAUUAACUUCAAUAUGAAAACAGCUAGCAGUAAUAUAACAGCAUCGAUAAGCGGUUAAUUUCCUCUUGUCUCUAUUCCAGGUUGGAUAUCUCCGAUUAUAGGAUUUUUAAUCAGUCUCUUCCUAUUUGCUUGGGCGUGCCUACUUUCAAUGUCCGUAAAUGGUAGAGAAGAUUCAUGAUGAUCCUUGAAUCUCACUGGUUCUUCAUAAUUCUCUUUUCAAGAUGUACAACGAACGAUCAUUUAAGUAACAUGUUUAAAAAAAAAUUAUCAUCAUCAUCGUCGUCAUCGUCUUCAUCGUCAUUUUCGUCGUCAUCGUCAUCAUUCUAAUCAUCAUAAAGAAAAUGAUCUCCAUUUAUUCCUUGUACUCGGAGACAAACAAAAUCUUUUUGACUAAAAACAAAAGUAAAAUGUAGAA